Malassezia japonica is the source of this 756-nucleotide messenger RNA. RefSeq lists its product as uncharacterized. The record is from RefSeq and is a predicted model, not a curated record. The coding region runs from base 1 to 756 and encodes 251 amino acids. The transcript is spliced from 2 exons. NCBI's taxonomy places the organism in Eukaryota, Fungi, Basidiomycota, Malasseziomycetes, Malasseziales, Malasseziaceae.
AUGGCGCCGAUUCGCAUCCUCAUUGUGAAUCCGAAUACGACGCAGUCUAUGACGGACGCGCUGCGUCCUUUGAUAGACCGCCUGGGGUACAAUGAUACCGAGUAUACCUACUGGACGGCGCCCGAGGGGCCGCCCAGCAUUAAUAACGGCACUGACUGCCAAGAGUCGAUGGUCAAGUCGCUCCCGCACCUCGUUCCGCUGCUUGCCGCGCACGACGCCGUGCUCGUGGCAUGCUACUCGCCCCAUCCGCUCGUCGACGCGCUGCGUGCCGAGAUCACGAAGCGGAGCGACCGCUUCCCCAAGCCCGUGAUUGGCAUUCUCGAGGCAUCAGUAACAGCAGCGCUCAAUGUACUCGAGUCCAAGGAAGCCUUUGGCGUCGUAUCCACAGGAAAGGUAUGGGAACACUUGAUCGGCGCGCGGAUCGGCGAGAUGCUCGGCGCGACACCGACGUCGGCGUCAGGCGCAAACGACUCGGCGCCUUUUCGCACACCCAUAUUCGCCGGCGUCGAGACCACUGGACUCAACGCGACCGAGCUGCACGACGCCGAUCAAGACCUCGUCAAGAACAAGGUCCAGGAAGCUACCAGGCGGCUCGUGCAAGGCGAGCAGAAAGUGCGUACGGUUGUGCUGGGGUGCGCAGGUAUGGCCGCAAUGGAAGAGUGGAUUCGCGAGGUGGUCGACGCACGUACCUAUGUCAUUGAUGGCGUGCGUGCAGGUGUCGCAGCGCUCCAAAGCACGCUGCGGUGCGCUCAGUAG